GCGUUUACUUGGCCGCAGCGCAACAAAGUCGCGUUUGAAAGAGAGCGAACGAGCGAGAGAGAGCUCCCCACCCCCCCGUGUGCGAGCGAGAGAGCACGAUGCAGUAGUCUCCUCCGCGUAUGUGUUUCGUUUCAAACGUCUGCGUUCCGUCUGUCCCAGUCCGUUUUUUUGGCACUGUUGUUCAUUCGCUCAUUCACUCGUUUCUGGCGCUCGCGUGCAGUCGCUGCUCCUUCCUAACGGUUGUUUCGCCGUCGCCAGAUUACCGCUAAGGUGCGUGCGUAUGUGUGUGCGUGAGUGCUCCCCAAAAAAGUGAAACGAUAGAGGCUCAAAACAACAAAACAAAAGCGAAACGCAGCACGCGAUACCCUGUAAACUGGAGGUUCUAGACAGGAGUUCAAAAACACACUCCAGCCAACUGAAACUACAGUGCAAUAAAAAAAGGAGCGCGAGAAAUGAAAUAAAGCAAACAAAAUGUAAGCGUGAAUGAUAAUUUAAAAUAAAUACAAAGAGGAGAAAAACAAAAUUUACGCGUGGCUACAACUCCGAAACCGAAAACCCGCAGCAGGAUCUCAACGGAACUGAUCGCACUCAGCUCCUGGCUGUCUGAGUGUGUGUGUGUGUGUGCGAGUCCGUGUGUGAGAGAGUGUUGUACACCAGAGCAAAGCCAAAUCAAUAAAUAAAAACCAAUUACAAAACAAAAAAAAAGAGUUAAGAAACGAAAAAAAACACAGGAAAAGAAUUCAACCUGCAGUACGGGAAAAGACGAGCAGAAGGCAGAAGACAACGAAGAAUUGAUACGAAAAAUAAUAAGAGUAAAAAUCAUUCACGACGGCGACCAUAACGAACUCCGCCCUAGCAAUGAGCCAGCUGGGCACCGUCUACGCCACGAAGCGGAGGCGACGCAACGGCAAGAGCCUGAAGCCGCCGCCCAAGGAUGGCGUCACGAAGAGCAAUCCAUCAAAACGGCAUCGGGAGCGACUCAACGCCGAGCUGGAUCUUCUGGCUUCGCUUCUGCCCUUCGAGCAGAACAUCUUGAGCAAACUGGAUCGACUGAGCAUUCUAAGGCUGUCCGUUAGUUAUUUAAGAACCAAAAGUUAUUUUCAAGUUGUUAUGCAUAAGGAUAAGGAGGAGAAUGGAGUCCUGCCACACAUACACGCACACGAUGGAUACAGGACACGAGAGCUGGGAGCCUUCGAGCACGGCCUGUUGGAUGGUGAUAUGUUCCUCCAGGCCCUAAAUGGAUUUCUAAUGAUACUGACAUGCGAAGGCGAAGUCUUCUUUGCCACGCACAGCAUCGAGAGCUAUUUGGGAUUUCAUCAGUCGGACAUUGUCCACCAGUCGGUGUACGAGCUGGUCCACUCGGAGGACCGCGAGGAGCUGCAGCGCCAGCUGCUGUGGAACAGCUUCCUGCCCGCCGACAUGUCCAGCAUGCAGCUGGCGGAGACUCUGGCGCCGGACAAGGCGCUCUACCUGGAGCGCAGCUUCACCGUCCGCUUCCGCUGCCUGCUGGACAACACGAGCGGCUUCCUGCGUCUGGACAUCCGUGGGAGGAUCAAGGUCCUCCAUGGCCAGAACCGCAAGACGGAGGAGCCGCCACUGGCCCUCUUCGCCUACUGCACGCCGUUCGGUCCGCCGAGUCUGCUGGAGAUCCCGCACAAGGAGAACAUGUUCAAGUCCAAGCACAAGCUGGACUUCUCGCUGGUCUCCAUGGACCAGCGGGGCAAGCACAUCCUCGGCUACGCCGACGCCGAGCUGGUCAACAUGGGCGGCUACGACCUCGUCCACUACGACGAUCUCGCCUACGUGGCCAGCGCACAUCAGGAGCUUCUGAAGACGGGUGCCUCUGGGAUGAUUGCGUAUCGGUACCAGAAGAAGGACGGCGAGUGGCAGUGGCUGCAGACCAGUUCCCGUCUGGUGUACAAGAACUCCAAGCCGGACUUCGUGAUCUGCACGCACCGCCAGCUGAUGGACGAGGAGGGCCACGAUCUGCUGGGCAAGCGCACGAUGGACUUCAAGGUGAGCUACCUGGACACGGGACUGGCGUCCACCUACUUCUCCGAGGCCGAUCAGCUGGUGGUGCCGCCGAGCGCCUCGCCCACGGCCCAUGCACUUCCUCCUCCGGUGACGCCAACCCGUCCAAAUCGCCGCUACAAGACGCAGCUGCGGGACUUCCUCUCCACGUGCCGCAGCAAGCGUAAGUUGCAGCAGCAGCAGAACCAGCAGCAGACGCAGCAAACCUCUCCCUUGGGCGGCCAAGUGGGAUCUCCUUCCCCGGCGGUGGCGGUGGAGUAUCUGCCCGAUCCCGCUGCUGCCGUGGCCGCCGCCUACUCCAACCUGAAUCCCAUGUACACGACAUCGCCGUACGCCAGUGCCGCGGACAACCUCUACAUGGGCAGCUCCAUGCCGGCCAACGCCUUCUACCCGGUCAGCGAGAACCUCUUCCAUCAGUACAGGCUGCAAGGAGCCGUCGGCGGCUACUACACGGAUUACCCGCACUCCGGCGCUCCCGCCUCCGCGUACGUGGCGAACGGAUUCCUCUCCUACGACGGCUACGCCAUCGCCUCCAAGGCGGACGAGAAGUGGCAGGAGACGGGCAAGUACUACAGCGGCUACAGCAGCGGCUACGGCAGUCCGACGUCCACGCCACAGCAAAUUCCCCUCAAGACGCCGAAGUCCUCGCCGCAAGUAAUGGAGGUGAUAUCCUGCUCCUCGGACGGACCCUCGCCAGUGGGCGGUGCCACGCCCAACGGUGCCGGCAGUGCCACGCCCAAGGUGGAGCUGACCGCCGCAACAGCGGUUGCAGCAGCGGGUCAGGAUCCCUACGAGCGUCAAACGGUGCUGAUGUGGGGCACCACCCACUCGAGUGGCGUACCGCUGAACAGUCUGCAGGGUGGACGGAGUGGAACGGGAAAUCCUGGCUCUCCCCAGCGGACCACUCCGUUGACCAAUGGACUUGGCUACGCCACCGCCAACAACAACAACAACGAACACGAACCUGCAACGGCGGCCAAGUGGAACGGAACGAAGGAACUGCCGGGGAAAUCAGCGAGUGCCAGUACGCCGGAGAGCUAUCAGAUGCAGCACGACGACUCCGGGCUGUACUCCGCCUCCUCGCACACCACAUCACCCCAGCAGCAGCAACAGCAACAGCAGCAGCAGCAACUGCAGCAGUCGCAGCGAGGAGUUGGUUCCAAUGUUAGCGCCUCCAGCAGUUCCCUAACCAACACGGGCACAGAUCAGCAGGCGGUGCACCCACCCAGCUGCCACCAGCAACAGCAACAGCAGCAACAGCAACAGCAGCAACAACAGCAGCAGCAGCACCACCACACCCACUCGCAUCCCCACUCGCAUCACCAUCACCAUCACCAUCAUCACCACGAGACGACGCAUCAGCAUGGCAGCGAGAUCAUACUCACCACCCAUCAGCAGCAGCAGCAGACGCAGCAGCAACAGUCACAGCAGCAAACGCUGGCUGGUUACCCACUGCACCACCAGCUGGUGGGAGUGGGAUCGGGAUCGCCACCACCACCACCAGUGGCGUUACCUCGAUCACCCACUGCUCUGCCGGCAGUGAGCAGCCUGCUCAAUGGAUCAGCCUCGGCGGGAUCGGGAGCACCAUCGGACAUUCCCUACCAGCAACUGGCCAUCGUGUCCGCCGCUCCACUGGUGAUCUGCGCCGAGGAGGUGGGCGGUGGGAUCAGCGGAUCGCUGCAUCGGAAGUCCGCCAAGCAGCAGCAGCAAUCGCUGCAGCAACUGCAGCAGCAGCAACAGUCGCUGCAGCAGCAGCAACACGCGGCGAUCUACCAGCAGCAGCACCACCACCACGCGCAGCACCACCCGCACCACCAGCUGCUCUAUCCGGCGAACAUAACGGCGCACACGGCACUGGCCUAUGCCCCGCCCACCGCCGGAGGGGCGUACGCCGACGGUAGUCCGCUGCUCUCCUUCUCCGAGGUGACCAACACGCUCCUCAACCAGUGAAAGUCACUGGAGAAAGUGAAGGAGAAGAGCAAAUGGAAAGGAAAGGAAGGGGAACCGUUAAACAGUUUUGCCAAAAUGUGGACUAUGACUAUCGUAUCUUCCAUAAUCAGAACCAGCUUCGAAUGGAUAUAUCCAUCCGCACGCCAUUCGUCCGCCCACUCCUUGGUUGAUUCUCAAUCUAAAUCAGCAAAAAUCAGAAGCAGAAGAAGCAUCAGCAGCAUUAGCAGCAGCAGAGAGAAGAUUUCUAUUUAUUUUACUGUGAUAAUUUAUAGAUACAAUGUAUUGUAUGUGACACUAGGUUGGCCCAUUGACAAAUCCGUAAUAGCCGCAUCUUAGCCGUAUCCAGACUUCCAGGGAAUCCACGGAAUGGGUACUGCAACCUUGAUCAGCACAAAGUUAAGAGGCAGCACCACAUCGUAUUUGCGAUUCGAGGAGUUUCGCUUCGACAUUCAGUUUCAGUUGUAGUUACAACCAAAGAUUUCUCUAACUUAUAACUAUCAUUUAGCAUAAUACGAGUACGAUCCAUCCAAUUGGCUUCGGUUUGUUGCGCCAAACUUUAGUUACAUUUCAGUUGAGGAGUGAAUGCCUAAAUAGUUGCGUUUAAGCGUGCUUAAGUAGCAUUUAAGUGAAUAACAGAUGCUUGUAUCCAUAUUUAAUUGAACCCUAGACGUAACGCGUAAUGCAAGAUAAAGUAAUUUUCAUGAUUCCUAUCGUUUAGCAAGUAAUUAAAUUAAUCCGUAAGCGGAUAUAUCCGUACACACAUAUUGUAUUGUAUGUUUAAAGUUUUCUUGGAAUUUCUAGUCGCCCGCAUAAAACAUUUACGUAUAAAUUAAACAAAUACCAUAUGAUCUAUAAGUGGAUGGUAUAAAUAUUUUGCAAUUCGGCAGGCAUUACUGUAGGUAGUCUGUACUACUUGUAUGAUGAUAACCGACCAUUGGUAACCGGCAUUGAAUAAGCUAUCAAAAUUACCGCUUACAAUUCGAUGAUUACGUAUCCGAAAGUAUAAAAUAAAUUUAAAGUGUAGAUAAUCCGUCAGCUAUUUAAAGAAACAUUUAAUACAAUUUCAAUUAUAAAUUUAUAAAAGAAAACCGAGUGCAUGUAAAGCGCGCAUAUCCAAA
This is a messenger RNA of Drosophila ficusphila, 5099 nucleotides long. RefSeq names its product single-minded homolog 2 (gene ss). Gene Ontology annotation, cellular component: aryl hydrocarbon receptor complex; nucleus. The transcript is spliced from 9 exons. The coding region runs from base 859 to 3981 and encodes 1040 amino acids. Gene Ontology annotation, molecular function: protein dimerization activity; transcription cis-regulatory region binding; nuclear receptor activity. The record is from RefSeq and is a predicted model, not a curated record. Gene Ontology annotation, biological process: regulation of transcription by RNA polymerase II. Lineage: Eukaryota; Metazoa; Arthropoda; Insecta; Diptera; Drosophilidae.